Messenger RNA from Ictidomys tridecemlineatus (thirteen-lined ground squirrel), 4282 nucleotides. Lineage: Eukaryota; Metazoa; Chordata; Mammalia; Rodentia; Sciuridae. The record is from RefSeq and is a predicted model, not a curated record.
UUUUUUAGAAAGACUGAGUCUCUCCCAGGACAGCUGCUGCGGUCACACCACAAACUUAAAAGCCGCCCUCCUGCUUGGAGCGUGCCACCCUCGGGUAGCCAAAACUCCAGCUGGUGCCUCACUCUCUGCCUGUCCCGGCCAGGCGCUCAGGGGCAGCAGCGCCCCCUGCCUCCGCGCCAGGCCUCUGCGGCCGCUGCCUCCGCGCUCUGUCUGGGCCGCCGGCGGCUCCGCGGCUCAGCCUGGGCUGAGGCUCAGAGGAACUCCUGUUCGUGCCUCAGGUCGCGGCGUGGCUCCUCCUCAUUCUUCCACCUUUUUCCCCUCUCCUGAAACAGCAUCAGGAAAAGAGAGAAGACGAGGAGAGUUCACAGCAGGCACUCACAGUGAAACUAUACAUUGGCUCUCCUGGUUCUCAAGCCUUCAGAUUUGAACUGGAACUGCAAGAUCUGCUCUCCUGGUUCAUAGGCCUUUGCACUAAGACUACACUACUGGCUCUUCUGGAUCUCCAGCUGGUCAACUGCAGAUCUUGGGAUUCUCAUCAGUUUCCAUUGUCAUAGUCCACUAGUAUUGAAAAAAGAGCAUUGUUUUUCAUCAUGGAUGCCACUAAAGAUGAUCGACCAAAGUUCAGAAGCCACAGUUUUCACCUUUUUCAUGCUUUGAUGAUGCUAAGCAUGACUGUGCUAUUUCUUCCAGUCAUUGGAACUUCUAAACAAAAUAUUCCACGACUCAAGCUAAGCUACAAAGAUUUGCUGCUGUCAAAUAGCUGCAUUCCAUUUUUGGGUUCAUCAGAAGGGCUGGAUUUCCAGACUAUUCUGUUAGAUGAAGAGAGGGGCAAGCUGCUCCUGGGAGCCAAGGACCACAUUUUCCUGCUCAGUCUGGUUGACUUAAACAAAAAUUUUAAGAAGAUUUAUUGGCCAGCCACAAAGGAGAGAGUGGAAUUAUGUAAAUUAGCUGGGAAGGAUGCCAAUGAAGUCAUAUUCAAACUGGACCCACAUAAUUUGGAGUCUGGCAGACUGAAAUGUCCUUUUGAUCCUCAGCAGCCUUUUGCAUCAGUAAUGACAGAUGAGUACCUCUAUUCUGGAACAGCAUCUGAUUUCCUUGGCAAAGAUACUGCAUUCACAAGGUCCCUGGGGCCCACUCAUGACCACCAUUACAUCAGAACUGACAUUUCAGAGCACUACUGGCUCAAUGGAGCAAAAUUUAUUGGAACUUUCCCCAUACCAGACACCUACAAUCCAGAUGAUGAUAAAAUAUAUUUCUUCUUUCGUGAGUCAUCACAAGAAAGCAGUACUUCUGAUAAGACCAUUCUUUCUCGAGUUGGAAGAGUUUGUAAGAAUGAUGUAGGAGGACAACGCAGCUUGAUAAACAAAUGGACAACUUUUCUUAAAGCCAGAUUGAUUUGUUCCAUUCCUGGAAGUGAUGGGGCCGAUACAUAUUUUGAUGAGCUCCAAGAUAUUUAUUUACUCCCCACAAGAGACGAAAGAAAUCCUGUAGUUUAUGGCGUCUUCACCACAACAAGCUCCAUCUUCAAAGGCUCUGCUGUUUGUGUCUAUAGCAUGGCUGACAUCAGAGCAGUUUUUAAUGGUCCAUAUGCUCAUAAGGAAAGUGCAGACCAUCGCUGGGUACAGUAUGAUGGAAGAAUUCCUUAUCCCCGACCUGGCACAUGCCCAAGCAAAACCUAUGACCCACUGGUUAAAUCCACCCGAGAUUUCCCAGAUGAUGUCAUCAGUUUCAUAAAGCGGCACCCUGUGAUGUAUAAGGCAGUAUACCCGGUUGCAGGAGGACCAACUUUCAAGCGAAUCAAUGUGGAUUACAGACUGACUCAGAUAGUGGUGGAUCAUGUCGUUGCAGAAGACGGCCAAUAUGAUGUAAUGUUUCUUGGAACAGACAUUGGAACUGUCCUAAAAGUUGUCAGCAUUUCAAAGGAGAAGUGGAAUAUGGAAGAGGUGGUACUGGAGGAGUUGCAGAUAUUUAAGCACCCAUCAAUCAUCUUGAGCAUGGAGUUAUCUUUAAAGCAGCAACAAUUGUACAUUGGUUCCCGGGAUGCAUUGGUUCAGCUCUCCUUGCACAGAUGUGACACUUAUGGGAAAGCCUGUGCAGACUGCUGUCUUGCCAGAGACCCCUACUGUGCCUGGGAUGGAAAUGCAUGCUCUCGAUAUGCACCCACUUCAAAGAGGCGAGCUAGACGUCAGGAUGUAAAGUAUGGGGACCCAAUCACCCAGUGCUGGGACAUAGAAGAAAGCAUUAGUCAUGAAACUGCUGAUGAAAAAGUGAUUUUUGGCAUUGAAUUGAAUUCAACCUUUCUGGAAUGUAUACCUAAAUCCCAACAAGCAUCUAUUAAGUGGUAUAUCCAGCGGACAGGAGAUGAACAACGAGAGGAGUUGAAACCCGAUGAAAGGAUCAUCAAAACGGAAUAUGGGCUACUGAUUCGAAGUUUGCAAAAGAAGGACUCUGGGAUGUAUUACUGCAAAGCGCAAGAGCACACUUUCAUCCACACCAUCGUGAAACUGACUCUGAAUGUCAUUGAGAAUGAACAGAUGGAAAAUACCCAGAGGGCAGAGCAUGAGGAGGGGCAGGUCAAGGAUCUAUUGGCUGAGUCACGGUUGAGAUACAAAGACUACAUCCAAAUCCUUAGCAGCCCGAACUUCAGCCUCGACCAGUACUGCGAACAGAUGUGGCACAGGGAGAAGCGGAGGCAGCGAAACAAGGGAGGCCCAAAGUGGAAGCACAUGCAGGAAAUGAAGAAGAAACGAAAUCGGAGGCAUCAUCGAGAACUGGAUGAUUCUUAGAGCUGUGGCUACGUCGUUUUCUAAUUUUUCUUAAUUUAAAAAAGAAUUGUUUACCUGCAAAAACACUGUCUUCUGUUUUGUACAUCCUUCCUACUAACUCAUAAAUGCUUUCUAUGGAGUUUUGGUAAAACACAAGAACAAGCAAUCUAUAUUCAAUAAGACUAUAUGUGGCGAAUAUGGAAUAAUAUAAGGGCAAAUCAUUCAUCUGAACAAGUCUUCCAAGAACUAAGCUUGUAUCUGCAAAGUGCAAGAAGUAUCCCGAAAAUAGGAGUUUUACAUUUGCAAAUGUUUUAUUUUGAAUUUUUGAAUCCAUUAUGUCUUGUAAAUAAUUGAGCUAAGCAUGCAUCAAAUUCGAUAUUGUAUUGAGGUGCUGUAUUUCCUUGCAUGUCCAUUAAGCAUGGAGUUUGCCAUGCAGUUGUGCUAUGUUCUUAUGAAAAGAUAAAUCAUUCCACUGCUAGACCUGGUUAUCUUGUGGAGGGAACUGAAAGGGAAGGCACAAAUUAAAACAGCUCACAUUAUUAACAGGAACUUUCCCAGUGAGCCAUUCGCUCUUGCAGUGUGGUGUGGGAAUUUGGAGAGGUGCACUAUUUCUUUCAGGCCACAAGGGUUGCAUUUAGUGUACUGCAACAUUGAUUUACUGAGGGGCAUUAAUACACUUCCCAGGAUUCCUUAUGAUUUGUAAGGAGAAAUAAGUUCACAGACAGAAAUUGGUUCUUAGUUGUGUAUUUCUAGAAUAUAUGCUAAGCUCUACAGGGAUAGGAUGCUUAAUACAUAUUUUAAUAAGAUAUGGGGAAUAUUUUAAUAAAAUAAGGGAAACAUCACCAUGUAUACUACACCCUACUGGGAAGACAGGCAGAUGGGAUUUGUUAGGAGACAGAAGGAAAGAUAGCCAUAAAUCCUGGCUUUGGGGAAAAACUCGUAUCCUCACAAAAAGGAAGAAUAAUCACAAAGUGGACAAAAUGCAACAGAGCUCCUUUCACUGGGAGCAUAAAUAGCUGCCAAUUUGUAAUUUAUCUGUUAAAAAAGUCUGGAUUAUAACAAACUUCUAGCAAAAGUCUGAGGAAAAGUCAAAUUUCUAAAGGAUCAUGGGAAGGAUGAUCAUAUUUUAUUUAUAACCAAUGGUAUUUCAGUAUGUGUUUCUUCUCUUUUUUCAAAGUAUUUAUCAUACUCUGUAUAUUAUAUUCAUACAUUUUCUUUAUUCUCUCCUGAAUAUUGGAUUAUUGGAUUAUAUUUGAGUGACUAGCAAAGAACAAUAUAUAAUACAUUAAGAGAGAAUUAAGUAAAAGACCAUGGUGGGAGUGGGGAUAUGUAUUUGCUAAAUAACAAAAUUUUGACAACGGAAAGGGUUAAAUUAACUCUUUGACACAUCUUUUUUUCGCACAACCUUCUUGAAUUUCUAGGUGAUACUUUGUAAUUCAAGUAGCAUUGUUUUAGUAAUUUAACAAUAAAUAAGCCUACCACAUGUAAAGAAAAUAAACUCACAGCAUUAACAUAAA